AUGUCUUUUCAGAACAAAGGCUUCUGGAUGCCCCGGGAUGCUGGCUGCAUAGCUGAAGAAAGUGUUGGAUAUGAAAAUUCUUCAAGAGUCGAACCAAAGAGAAGUCACCAGUGGUUUACAGAUACAAGUGAACCAGAAAUAUUUAGCAACAAGAAACAAGCAGUUGAAGCUAGUAGUGACAUGCCGGUUUCAACAACGAAUGUUAAUGUUUCUCACUGGGACACUAGUUCAGGAUUUCACUCGGUGACCGGCCAAUUUUCUGACCGUCUCUUUGGAUCUGAUCUUAUACGGUCUGUCAAUUCAGUUGAUAACAAUAUGUCGUCAACUGGAAGUGGAAAUCUGAACAUCGGAGGAAGGAAGAAUUUUGUUGGUUAUCAAUAUGGUCAUGAUCCAUCUGUUGGACUGUCAGCAUCACCCUCCUCAUUAGACCCUUUACCAUGUCUGAAUUUUGGUGGUAUUAGGAAAGUUAAAGUUAAUCAAGUCAGAGAUUCUGACCAUGGCAUGCCAGCUGAUAACACUACAUUUUCAAUAGAUGGCAAUAUUACAUCGGGCCCAUCUUAUAGCGAUGGAAGUGACAACACCGUUGCUUUAGGGAUAAGCAAGCCUGAUCACAAUCUCCUUGCAAUGGGUCACAUCUUCAAUAAAGGGGAUGGGAAUUUUAUGUUGAUGGGUCAAAAUUAUGGAAAGGGAGAUGAAAGUAUUUUAUCGACGGGUCGGCCCCUUGAAAGAGGCGACGGAAAUUUCAUAACAAUGAAUCAGUCAUUCGGGAAGGAGGAUGGAAAUUCGAUGUCUCUGGGGACCUCAUAUUCCAAGGAGCAUGAGAGCUUUACAUCAAUGGGUCUAACCUCUGGUAACUCGGGAGAAAAUUUCACAACUGUUGCUCCUUCCUAUGAUAAUGGCACCAAUCAUUUAACAUCAAUAGGUCCGGCAUAUGUUAGUGUGGAUUCAAACGUUUCUUCGACUAGUCCAUCAUUUGUCAGCAACAACUCUAACUUUUUAACUGCAAGUGAAAACCUCGGUAACAGCAGUACCGUGUCUUUUGGAGGUUUUCAUGCUGGUGGCCCUGAGCCAAAUCCCUCCGGCGGAAUCAUUAACAGAUUUGAUCCUUUGACGGGCAACCAAAACUCAGCUCGAGUUGUGGAUAGCCUGAUUGAAUCAAACCCUAAUCCACUUCUAAAUAACGUUUCAAAAUCUAAUGCUAAAAGUAAUACCGUUGUUAAGAACAAAGAACCAAAGACGGCCAAGAAGGCUUCCAACAACUUCCCUUCAAAUGUCAAAAGUUUGCUGUCAACUGGUAUUUUUGACGGCAUUUCGGUGAACUAUUGUACAUGGUCAAGGGAGAGAAAUCUUCAAGGAAUCAUAAAAGGAACGGGCUACAUGUGUUCAUGUGACGACUGCAAGGGACAAAAGGCUCUUAAUGCUUAUGAGUUUGAGUGUCACGCUGGAGCCAAGUCAAAACACCCUAACAGUCACAUAUUCUUUGAGAAUGGAAAAUCCAUCUAUGCUGUUGUUCAAGAACUGAAAAACACUCCUCAAGAGGCGCUUUUUGACGCGAUUCAAACUGUGACAGGUUCCACCAUCAACCAAAAGAACUUUCGUAUUUGGAAAGCAUCAUAUCAAGCUGCUACUCGUGAGCUUCAGCGCAUCUAUGGAAAGGAUGAUGCCGUCAUACCAUCUUAA
This is a messenger RNA of Vicia faba (fava bean), 1680 nucleotides long. Lineage: Eukaryota; Viridiplantae; Streptophyta; Magnoliopsida; Fabales; Fabaceae. The record is from the annotation of a GenBank genome assembly.